Messenger RNA from Triticum dicoccoides, 943 nucleotides. RefSeq names its product pathogen-related protein-like. Lineage: Eukaryota; Viridiplantae; Streptophyta; Magnoliopsida; Poales; Poaceae. The transcript is spliced from 4 exons. Bases 120 to 824 code for a protein of 234 amino acids. The record is from RefSeq and is a predicted model, not a curated record.
GAUGCAGUUCUCUACGUCUGAUUUUUUUUACCCCCUACAUGUAGGAGAUCGGUCCUUGACUUGACUCUCAGCUUCCAAAUACCAAGUUGUCCCCUGAACUGGGACGAAGGUAAUUAGCCAUGGCGUCUACUGAAACAGGAGGUGACAAGUACCGGUCGUUCAUGCACGGCGAGGGCGAGAAGAACACCGUGUGGAGGCAUGGAGCCCCUCCCAACUACGACAUCGUGAACAAGCUCUUCGAGGAAGAGAGGACCAAGGAAUGGCCGGAUGGGUCUCUUGAGGAGAAGGUGCAGCGCCUGCUCAAGACCUGGGAGAUGGAGAUGAUCCACAAGGUGCGCCCCGACGACCAGAAGAGCGUCCACUCCCAGGGAUUCACCGCGAGCACCAACGGGAUGAAGCCUCUAACGCGGAAGGAGUGGACUGCCAUCGGCGGCUACAACGCGUUCCUGGCGACCAAGCUGCCGCCGGAGCACCGCAUCUACGACCCGGACAAGGAGACGGUCGACUCCGGCAUGUCGACGUUCCUCACGGCGUUCCCCAGGGGCUUCGCCAUCGAGGUGCUGGACGUGUACAGCGGCCCGCCGAGGGUCGCCUUCAAGUUCCGGCACUGGGGUUACAUGGAGGGGCCGUUCAAGGGGCACCCUCCUCACGGCCAGCGCGUCGAGUUCUUUGGGGUCUGCGUCUUCCAUGUUGAUGAGGAGAUGAAGGUGGAGAAGGCGGAGUACUUCUACGAGCGCGGCAACUUCCUCGCAAGCUUCUUGAGCGCGCCUGCUACUGCUGCUGCUGCAUCGGCUUCAGGUUGUCCUGUGAUGAGAGGAAACUGAAGCACCAAAGAAACAUGUCGCUCAUAUCGUUGGAUGACCAGCUUCAGAUUUCAAAUUGGCUUUUGAUUUCAUGUGGUGGCAUUACAAUGUUUGAAUAAAGUGGCUUAUUAUGUCUGGUA